Messenger RNA from Astyanax mexicanus (Mexican tetra), 369 nucleotides. RefSeq names its product snaclec 5-like. NCBI's taxonomy places the organism in Eukaryota, Metazoa, Chordata, Actinopteri, Characiformes, Acestrorhamphidae. The transcript is spliced from 2 exons. The record is from RefSeq and is a predicted model, not a curated record. Bases 1 to 369 code for a protein of 122 amino acids.
AUGGAAACUCCACUGAUUCUGGUUGAAGAGAAAAAGACGUGGUGGAACGCUCUGAAAUACUGCAGGGACAAUCGGAUGGACCUGGUCUCUGUUCACAAUGAAACAGUUCAGCGCUUGGUGGAGAAUGUUACUAGAACUGUCUCCACUCCCUUUGUGUGGUUGGGCCUGCGUCACACCUGUGCUCAGGACUUCUGGUUCUGGGUCAUUGGAUCUACCGUCUGCUACCAGAACUGGGCCCCGGGGAACGGUACGAGGGUGGAGGACUGCAGCGCGGGUGAGAGGUCAGGAGCGGUGCAGCCCGGGAGUAAGCAGUGGGUCAGUCUGCCAGAGACUCAUGAGCUCUACUUCAUCUGUACCCCCUUUACCUAG